AUGGGUAAGAAAAGUCGCCUCACAGGCGGAGCGGUCGGUCGGAGAACAAUUCUACAGCUUUCACCUCCCGGACUCCGCGGUGGGAAUGCCGGAGAGAGGGAAGAAGCACCGUCGGGAUCCGAUGAUGAACAACAGGAGGGUGAUGGACUCAGAUUCGCGAGAGACAGACUCACAAACAUGAAGACUCCCGCAGUAAAGGCCACAGAGGGCUUGUCCUUGCUUGGAGCCUAUGAAGAUAGCGAUGAAGAGGAUGCUGGAGACUGCCAGCCUUCGACUGCAAAUUCUCAACACAACCAGUCAGCGGACAUUGACAGUACAUUGGCCAAUUUCAUGGCUGAGAUUGAUGCAAUCACCACUCAGCCAAGUUCAGAUGAUGCAGCAUCUCAUCCCUCUGUCCCAAAUGCCACGCCACCGAGACCUGAGGUUAACCCUCAGCAGCCAGCUGCCAGUGGAGAACAGAGCCAACAAAGCACAGAGUUUGCGUACAAUACGGAGUACUCACUUGCUGGAGUGGGUGUAGAGAUGGGAGACUGGCAGGAAGUGUGGGACGAGAACUCAGGCUGUUACUACUACUGGAACACUCUGACCAACGAGGUGUCGUGGGAGCUGCCACACUAUCUAGCUGAUCAGGUGCAAAGCCUGGGGCACUAUGCCAACAGUUCUACUGUCAAUGGCAACGGCACAGCCCAUGCAGCUUAUCACACCACAGAAAAUUCUGCUUCUGCUGCAGCUCUGCCAGCAGUGAAAGAGACCAAAGUGAAGGAGGUGAUUGAGAGUGUCGUAGGCCUCACAAGUGAAGAGGAGGAGCGCCGUGGCGUAGCUGCAUCUUUGCUUGGUCCUCUGAUCCCCUCUGAAGUGAAAGAAGCAGAAGAAAAAUGGAGAAAAAGGCUGCUUAAAGGCUUGGAUGAGACUGAGAACAGUUUAGAUUCUGAUGGAGAGGGUGUUCGCCCUGCAGGAUCCCCCUCUACCCCUCUGCGCGACCCUGACCCAGUUCCCACUGUCCAGAAAGAUCCUUGCACCAAAAAGCAGUCGGGAGAUAACUCAGACGCUGAGGAAGAGACAGAGGAAGACACAAUGGAGCUGGAACUGGCUCUGGAGAGGAAAAAGGCUGAGCUCCGGGCACUGGAGGAGGGUGAUGGGAGCGCAGGGGGUUCGAGUCCUUGCUCUGAGACAAGCCAAGAAGCCUCUGGUUCUCGCGGCCUUCCACUGAAGAAAAACCGGUGGAAGACUGCCUUUCCCAGUGCUCCCAGUCCCGACUCUAACAGCAGAGGCUCAGAUCUGCAAGACAACACAGAGACAGCACUUUCUAAAGCCUUAGAGAGUGUUGCAGAAGGAGAAGACAAGGAAACGGACAGUUCUGAAGAGAAAACAGCAAAAAAACCUCAGACAAAAGAAGAGUCGGAAACAGCUGAGCUCAAAGUAGAAACACCUGAGCUCAAGUUUCAGAUUGGAGAACUGGCCAACACCUUAACCAACAAGAUGGAGUUUCUGGGGAUCAACAAAAAGGCGAUCUCAAACUUUCAGUUUCUUCUGCUACAAACUGAGACUCGGAUCGCAGAUUGGAGGGAGGGCGCUCUGAAUGGGGUCUAUCUUCGCCGCAGGCUGCAGGAAGCUGCCGAACACAUAAAAUAUUAUGAACUUAACGCCACCCCUAAAGGCUGGUCCUGCCACUGGGACAGAGAGCACAGGCGGUAUUUCUAUGUGAACGACCGGACCAGUGCCUCCCAGUGGGAAUUCCCAAAGGAGGAGGACAAGGACGAGGACCUGAAAGGCAGCCAGGGUUCACAGUUACAGACUUCAAGUCAAGGAGACACCAAAACAUCGUCUGCACCUGCUGGUGGGGUCACAGGAUUGCCUGCUUUUACUCCAGCUGCCCCACCAGCUCCUCCUCAGCCAAAUGCAUCAUCCCUCUGGUUCCCACCUCAACCUCCUCUUCCUGAGAGCCCUCCUCCACCUUCAAACUACCCCCCGCCUCCCCCUCUCCCACCAGGGUCACCACCUCCACCUCCUCCCCCUCCUGACAGCGAUGGAGAGAUCAUGGAGGUGGAGAUGGAGAUGGAUGAUGAUAAUGAUGGGGAGCCUCCUGCACCUGGAACCGAGGAAGAUGGCAGUGGGAGGCCUCCUUUACCUCCAGGCUCUGCUAGUGUGAAGACUGUCGAGUCAUCGGGUCCCUUGGGAAAGGGUCAGAAGCGAAAAGCCAGUCAGCUGAGUAAAGCCAUUACUAUUGGCAGCAGCCCCAUCCUGUACACCCAGCCUGCCGUCAGUGCAGCUCCUCUAAUGUCAGCAGCUGCCUAUUGGGGUGUGCCAGCUGUCGCUGCUCCUUUGGUCCCCUGUGAACCUCUUGCCCCACCUGUCCCGGCCCUACCUCCACAACCACCACUGCCACCCUCUCAGCCGCCAUUUGAAACGCCUGGAGCCAAAACUCUGCCCAUUGACAAGACCAAGAAAGUGAAAAAGGAUAAGUCAAAGAAGAGUAAGAUCAAAAUGCCUUCUCUGGUGAAGAAGUGGCAGAGCAUCCAGAAGGAGUUGGAUGAAGAAGAGAAAAGCAGCUCCAGUGACGAAGACAGAGAUCAACUUAACAAAAAGAGUAUUGAGGAAUGGAAGCAACAGCAGCUUGUGACAGGAAAAGCUUCAAAGAAUGCCAACUUCGAGGCACUUCCUGAUAACUGGCGGGAACGACUGAAGAAACGGAAGAUGGCGAAUAGCACGUAACAUCCGACCUGGGUUAUACCAGUUAGAGUUGUUUUUUGUUUUUUUUUAAUCCACUCCAACCAUUACUAUCAGGUCAUCAUCAAUUUGUCAAAUGAGCUACGGACUUUCUUUACCAUUUUAGUUGUUCAUGAUGGAGACGUUUAGAGGUCCUUAAAUGGCAGGCCAUUCACCAGAGGGGUUUGAAUGUCCUUUCCUUGUUUUUGUAUCCACUGUUGUAAUUGUGCCAAAAGACUUGAGUUCAUCAGAAAUACUUCACCACCAUUUUGUAGAUGACCAACAGUGUGUUUGGAGGGAUUGUCUAUUUUAUUGAGCAUUUUUAUACCUGUGUACAUAUCAUGUAUAAGGGGAUAAGCCAUGUUUUUGGAAGGGGAGGGAAUGUCAGUUAACUUGUACAUUUUGUAAAAAGUUAUUAAACUGUUUUUCCAAAGCUA
Plectropomus leopardus (leopard coralgrouper) is the source of this 3143-nucleotide messenger RNA. RefSeq names its product formin binding protein 4 (gene fnbp4). Gene Ontology annotation, molecular function: protein binding. The record is from RefSeq and is a predicted model, not a curated record. NCBI's taxonomy places the organism in Eukaryota, Metazoa, Chordata, Actinopteri, Perciformes, Serranidae.